Diospyros lotus (date-plum) is the source of this 981-nucleotide messenger RNA. RefSeq names its product transcription factor bHLH162-like. The transcript has 3 exons. Gene Ontology annotation, molecular function: DNA-binding transcription factor activity, RNA polymerase II-specific; protein dimerization activity; RNA polymerase II transcription regulatory region sequence-specific DNA binding. The record is from RefSeq and is a predicted model, not a curated record. Gene Ontology annotation, biological process: regulation of transcription by RNA polymerase II. Gene Ontology annotation, cellular component: RNA polymerase II transcription regulator complex. Lineage: Eukaryota; Viridiplantae; Streptophyta; Magnoliopsida; Ericales; Ebenaceae. The coding region runs from base 23 to 727 and encodes 234 amino acids.
GAGGCAAACUCGGGCCACAUUGAUGAUCAGCUGUGAAUUAAGGAAGAUGCAUGUGAAAGCUCAGUCUACAUCUUCUCCUUCAACUGCGAAGGUGGAAAGAAGGAUCGUGGAGAAGAACAGGAGGAAUCACGUCAGGACUCUCUAUGGCAAUCUCUUCUCUCUCCUCCCUAAGAAUAACUCCAAGAAGGCAAGGGCGCUACCGGAUCGAAUAGAUGAAGCGGCGAGUUACAUAAAGAGCUUAGAGGAGAAGUUGCAGAAGGCCAAGGAGAAGAAGGAAACGUUGAUGGGAAGAGAAGGGAAUAAAACACAUUCCGCAGCCGCCGGCGCAAGUGAGCAGCUGAUUCCGGGAUCGGAAUCGCCCAAGAUAAAGAUUCGACAGAUGGGUUCUGCUCUGGACAUCGUUCUGAUAACGACUACUCCGCCCGAUCACCCUCCUCAGUUGCUCACAUUCCGGGAGAUCCUUCGCAUGGUUCAUCAGGAAGGCGCCGAGGUUGUGAGUGCCAACGUUGCAGCGCAUGGCAACUUGCUUCUGCAUGCGGUGCAUGCAAAUAUUGGGGAAAUUGCACCGGAUCUGGUAGCGGCGAGAGUGUCUUACAGGCUGGAAGAGUUUGUGAAUGGAUCAAUUAACAGGGAGAUGGAGCUGCAGAUGGAAUCACAGCAAUUUCAGAUCCAAACCGAUGAUGCAUGGGAUCUUUGCAAUCCAGAAACAUGGCCUGUUGGUUUGUAGCUAGCUAGGUAUGGAUGGUGAAAUCCCUUUUGGAUGCACCCUUUGAGUGUCUGAAUAUCAUUGUCCCUUUCAUAUGUUGUUCAUGCACUUCAGAAGUAUAAGAUCGUCAUCACUCUACUAGAACCCAUUUUAAGUGUGGAGGUGGAGAUGUGUUGUGUUUUCAUUUUGUUUGUUUCAAGUCCUAGGAAUAACUACAUGUGAUGAUGCUUCUUUUGGAAGCAAGACAAAUAUUGAGAGUGAAAUAUAUUUCAAAA